AUGGAAUCGUAUACAAAACAACAACCUUGUCUCUCGCUCUCAUCAUCGGCCAUGGACUUGGAUGUGGAUCGCCGAACACCCUCGCCAGUACCCUCGCUGGGUCACGACACCAUCAACACUCCCAUUGCAGAGAUGCCUACUCCGCCUGCCUUUGCAUCAACCUUCUCGCUGCCUAUAACUGCCGCUAAGAACUUGACCGUUGGAAGUGCCGGUUCUCCAGACAUUAAGAACGACAACGACUUGCUGCCUCCUUUGUUGCCUCAAACCGAAACAUGUGGAAUCGAUAGACCCGACGUAUCCGUCAUGGGCGGCACGCCCGACUUUCUUCUUCUCUACUGCUUCAAUAUAGACAGAGCGGUAAACUUUUACUCACGCUGCUUCGGCUGGAAGUUCUAUGGAGACAUGAACGCCCAACAGUCUGAUGAUUCCUACAUGAGACGGUGGGGAUCUUCGCACUUCGACACGCAGCCCAUGAACUUCUUCAACUCGAGCCAGAGUGGAGGAUCUCGCAUCACUGGCGCCCUGAUUCAGAUCAAGAGCGCAGGAGAUGACAGUGCUCACCUCGAGCAUAGACGACAGAUGGCCAUGGCGUUUGGUGCAACGCCUUCGUGUCACAUCCGAGUUGCUGAUAUUGAAAUGGCUGAGUCGUUGAUCGAGUGUCAUUACGGCGAAGUCAAGCAGAUGCGGUUCGGCGUUCGACAAUGCAUUAUGGACAUUGGAGAGUUUGUCGACCCUGAAGGAAACUUGAUCGGACUCGUGGCCCUUCACCCGGAAAAUGCCACAACCACCAUGACUAUGGAUGAAUGA
This is a messenger RNA of Fusarium coffeatum, 807 nucleotides long. RefSeq lists its product as uncharacterized. Lineage: Eukaryota; Fungi; Ascomycota; Sordariomycetes; Hypocreales; Nectriaceae. The record is from RefSeq and is a predicted model, not a curated record. Bases 1 to 807 code for a protein of 268 amino acids. The transcript has a single exon.